This is a messenger RNA of Acanthoscelides obtectus, 1860 nucleotides long. NCBI's taxonomy places the organism in Eukaryota, Metazoa, Arthropoda, Insecta, Coleoptera, Chrysomelidae. The record is from the annotation of a GenBank genome assembly.
GUCCUGCAAGAUGGUCGGUCUGUGAGCAGCCUAAGAAAUCUAAACGUCAACUUGGAACCGGUUUCAAUUUUCAAUCUGUUCAAUAUGUUUCGUGAUCUGACAGUGACACGAAUUUCAGGCAGGUGUAAAAAUUGCAGGUGGCAUAGAAAUUAAUGAAAAGAGAAAAAAUACCUGCUCAACACAAAAUUUGAGGACGUGUUUUCUAUUUUUAAUCUUAUAAAAUUCAAAACUCUCCAAGAUCGACGCAAUGCUUGCAAUACAAUGAAAAAGGCGUGAUAUUCAAAACCAAAGCUCUUCAAGAAUAUCGAAGUCUAUCGAGAAUUUCCAGGAAGUGGAGACAGGAAGACCUAAAAAUGUCGUGCUCAGCCAUUUACAUCCUGGAUGUUAAGGGAAAGGUCUUAAUAUCCAGAAACUAUAGAGGAGACAUAGACUUGGGUGUGAUAGAAAAGUUCAUGCCUCUUCUCAUGGAAAAGGAAGAAGAAGGAUUACUAACACCAAUUUUACAGACAACAGACUGCACUUUUGCCUACAUUAAAACUAAUAAUCUAUACAUUGUUAGCACCACAAAGAAGAAUGCAAAUAUUGCUUUAGUGUUUGUGUUUUUACAUAAGAUUGUUCAAGUUAUGACAGAGUAUUUUAAAGAACUGGAAGAGGAGAGUAUUAGGGAUAACUUUGUUGUUAUAUAUGAGUUAAUGGAUGAACUGCUUGACUUUGGAUAUCCUCAAACAACUGACAGUAAGAUACUCCAAGAAUAUAUUACACAAGAAGGACAUAAACUUGAAAUACAACCUCGUAUUCCGGUAGCUGUGACUAAUGCAGUAUCAUGGCGCUCUGAAGGAAUAAAAUACAGAAAGAAUGAGGUAUUUCUUGAUGUAAUAGAGUCAGUGAAUCUGCUUGCAAAUGCAAAUGGAAAUGUUUUGAGAAGUGAGAUUGUAGGAGCUAUAAAAAUGAGAGUAUACUUAUCUGGCAUGCCUGAAUUAAGAUUGGGACUCAAUGACAAAGUUCUCUUUGAAAGUACAGGCAGAGGGAAAUCAAAAUCAGUUGAACUGGAAGAUGUUAAGUUCCACCAGUGUGUAAGAUUAUCUAGAUUUGAAAUUGACAGAACUAUAUCUUUCAUACCUCCAGAUGGCGAGUUUGAGCUCAUGUCUUAUAGAUUGAAUACACAUGUUAAACCAUUGAUUUGGAUUGAAUCUAUCAUAGAAAGGCAUGCUCAUAGUAGGGUUGAGUAUAUGAUAAAAGCUAAAUCUCAAUUUAAAAGACGUUCUACUGCUAACAAUGUUGAGAUUGUCAUUCCAGUGCCUCAUGAUGCAGACUCUCCAAAGUUCAAGACAACUAUAGGUAGCGUCAAAUAUGCUCCCGAACAAAAUGCAAUCACAUGGACCAUCAAAUCAUUCCCUGGAGGUAAAGAAUAUCUGAUGAGAGCUCAUUUUGGCCUACCAAGUGUUGAAUGUGAAGAUACAGAGGGCAAGCCACCAAUCCAAGUCAAGUUUGAGAUUCCCUAUUUCACGACAUCUGGCAUUCAAGUCAGAUAUUUGAAGAUUAUUGAGAAGAGUGGAUAUCAGGCGCUACCUUGGGUGCGAUAUAUCACACAGAAUGGAGAUUAUCAGCUUCGUACCAAUUAGUAGGCUCUAGCUCUACCAAUCAAAAGCAUUAUAAUGUAUUUAUGAUUGUCGAUUAUUGUAUUCUUUAUUAAAUCUUUAUGUUCAUAAUUGCUUUUUAGUACACUAUACUUCUAUAUAUAAAUUUUACAUUAUUGUUACUCUUUACUGACUUGGAAAUAUGUUGAGAAAAUUAGAUACAAAUUGUACAUUUCGUUCGUUAUAUUGCAUUUACCUGCUGAAAAUGAAUAAUAUAUUAAGC